Messenger RNA from Cyprinus carpio (common carp), 3848 nucleotides. Its product is annotated as kelch domain-containing protein 8B-like. NCBI's taxonomy places the organism in Eukaryota, Metazoa, Chordata, Actinopteri, Cypriniformes, Cyprinidae. Gene Ontology annotation, molecular function: protein binding. The record is from RefSeq and is a predicted model, not a curated record.
AUUAGUAAGGCUGUCACUCACAGCACCCCAUAACCGUGUCAUUUGUUAAAAUAGUUGGAGCAUGCGAGGCACAGGAGGGUUCGAGGGAGGAUCCCAACAGGAUCACCAAUUAUUCAUUUCGAACUUAUCUUCGAAAAUUUCUACAUCACGCAUUCUAAGGGCAACACGUGUUUCUUGUUAUGCUUCACGAGAACAGAAAGACUGACUCAAACUCAACACAAACAUUUUUUAAGGUCCACUGAAUCAAGAAAUCAGAUAUUAAUGAAGAUAUUUUAGUUAACAAACCAUUUUCUGCCAUUGCAAAUAAUAAAGUGGCUAAUUUCUUCUGUAAAACCAAGCCUGAAAAGAUUUUGAAGUAACAUUUUUAAAAAGCCAUAAGAUAAAUCUUUACUUGUUUGUUGUGAUCCCAAGCGUUCAGUUUGUAGUUUUCGGUGACUAGGAGGUACGGAAAGUAUCCAUCAUGAAGGCAGCGAGUGUGAGCACUCAGGGGAGGGCGAGGUAAGUGAUGCUGAGCCAAUGGAGAUACUCGUGCGAGAAGCAUCUGCCCGAAAGCCGACCUAACCGCUGGCAGAACGCUACAGUCUCCGGUGUGAGAUGAUCAUCUGACUGAAGUUUGAAGAAGCUCGCUCUUAUUCACUGACUUUGGGGGAUACAUCCGCUUGAGCAGAACAAAACAAGAAGGCAGUGCAGACUGGAGCUGAUGUUUAUCCCAUGGAUUUACUGGACAGCACAUAUCUGUGACAACAUCAUUUCCCACAAAUCCCAGGAGACUCUUCCUUCUAUGUGGAUUAAAGUCUAUAGCAGGGAAACUGGGAUUUUUCCCAUGUUCUGUAGGAAAUUAGACUUUGGCAUCUGUCUUUUCUCUCUACAUUGACGAAAAGCCAAGGAAAGUGUACUAAAAGCUGACCGACAGGAUUAAUUUAACUUACAAAACUUAAAAAAAAAAAACCAAAGAAGAGCCUGAUGGUGUCAUAUGAUAUGGACUAAUUGUACUCAGUGAGAGCGCCUAGCGGCAGCACUUUGGCUCCUGAUGAAACUGAUGUUUUUCUGCAUAAUUUGUAGUCAGUCUGGAGCCGUUAGCCCUCCUGCACUGUGUGUUGUAGCAUGUGGCUUGGGCUCAACAUCCACAGCAUCUUAAUUACACAGCAGAACCAAUUUAGACCACAGAGAAAGCAUCUGUACAUCUGGAGAUAUGCUGCCAUGUAGAGGGAUGCUCGACGCUGGAGACAUCUGAUCUACUUUCCUCACGUUUUUGGUUCUCUUUAUCUAUGCGAUUACCCAAAAUAAGCCCAAGAGAUCCUCACACAUGCACUUACGGCAGCCAUGAGGGUCGCAACGACACAUUUGGCAGGACUACAGAGCAGCGUUCCAUGUGGAUAAAUUAGUUUAUUUUGUGUCGGGGUUACACAUUCUUGCCAUAUUUGUUUUUACAAUUGCACAGCUCGUGGAAGACAGCAGGAAAGACUUAAAAGGGCCUGAUGCACCUUUUAAGAACAGCAACAAAAAUUCAUAAAUCAUCAAGAGAGAGUGAGGGCUAGUUCUUCACAGACAGUGCUGAAGGAAACGCUCAACUCCCCCCACCUGCUGCCUCUCCUGCUCUCUAGCCUGAUGGUUUGUUGAUGCAUUUGCCUUGAUUUCUGCGUUCCUCAGCCCUGCCCCUCCGUGCCCAUAUAAUGCUCUGUUGCUGGCGUGCCGUCCUGGAGCCAUGCCCAUCCCUGAGAUGGCUUUGAGCCCGGUGAAGUCUCUGUACUGGGAGGUGUUCCCCUCCAUGGCCACGCAGCGGGUGUACUGCAUGCCCGUGCUCUGGGCCGGGCGCCUCUAUGUGCUGGGGGGCUGCAGUGAGAACGGCCUCCCUAUGGACUCUGCCGAGGUGCUGGAUCUGGAGAGCCAGCGCUGGUGCGAACUGCCCCCUCUCCCCACCGCUCGGGCCGGGGCAUCCGCCGUGGCCGUUGGAGACCAUCUGAUGGUCAUGGGAGGCAUGGACGCGCAGCAGAGCCCGCUGGCCUCAGUGGAAGUGUAUCACCCUGACGAAGGCAAGUGGGAGAGGAAGACGGGACUGGGCCAGGCCUCUAUGGGCAUCACCAUUCUGGAGAACGAUGGCAAGGUAUAUGCACUGGGCGGGAUGGGAGCCGACACGACCCCUCAGGCCUCAGUGAGGCUGUAUGAGCCGACAAAGGACCAGUGGCUGCCCCUCACCACCAUGCCUACCCCACGCUACGGAGCCUUCUCCUUCCUGCGUGGUAACAAAAUCUAUGUUCUGGGUGGGCGUCAGGGCAAGAUGCCAGUGACCGCAUUCGAGGCCUUCGACCUUGAGAUGAAGAGCUGGACGCGGUAUCCGUGCAUCCCCAGCCGCAGAGCGUUCUCGUCAUGUGCUGCCAGCGACAGAGCGUUUUUCAGCCUGGGGGGUCUUCAGCAGCCUGGACCCCAUAACUUUUACUCCAGACCUCACUUCGUCUCCACUGUAGAGGAAUUUGAUUGUGAGCAGGGUGUGUGGUUGAAGGCCACGCGGAGCUGUCGCAUGAGAGAGAAGCGGGCAGACUUCGUAGCUGGCUGUCUCGGUGGAUGGGUCAUCGCUGCGGGGGGACUCGGUAACCAGCCGUCCCCGCUGGCGUCAGUGGAGAGUUAUAACCAGCUGAAGAGGAGAUGGGAACCCGUGGCUCCGUUACCCAGCCCUCGCUGCUCCUGUGCCUCCAUUCAGACCCCCAACAUGCUGUUCCUCAUCGGAGGGGUGUCCCAGGGUCCCAGCAACGCCGUGGAAGCCCUCUGUUUGAAAGAGACAGUCUGACACACACUAAUGAAGAACUACACAAAUCCUCACAUGCUGUACUUUCCGGAGUGUAAGCUCUGCAAACACACACGCGCGCAUACUGACGUAGCUGACGUGUAUGUCUCCGACAAAUAUUCACAGACUUUCCCCUCAGAGGACGCAUCAGCUUUAUUUUUUUGAAUAGUGGAGACAAUCUACUGGAGCUUGGACAGCGUUCCACACCUCUGGUCAGAAGAGUUUUGGACUGGAGAUCUAAGACAAGCAAAAAAUACAUAAAUAUAUAAUUCAUCUAACUAUAUUAAAUAUAGCAAUGUAUUAAUAAAUAUAUUUAUUAAUAUAUAUAAUUAUAAAUAUAUUAGUAUUAUAUAUAAAUAGUAAUAUAUAUAUAUAUAAAUAGAUAGACAGGCACACGCAACACUACAGGCGCCUUUGGACUGUAAAGCAUUUUUCAGUGUCAAAGCAGGGUAAUUUUCUGGCAAAAUAAGAGGAACUUAGGGCCAUAUCCACCACGCUGCCACAGCACCCGUCUGAGGUAGCAUGUUUAGCACUUUUUGUACUAUUGACAAACAGAGGAUCUUCUGCACGAGACUUCAGAAAUAGGAGGCGGAUGCGUGUAUGUGUGUGUGUUUUUGUACUUUCACAGCCAUGCACGUAUGAAACUGAGCAUUGUUAUGUGUGGAAAGAGCAACUCUUAAAGUGGCAAAUCACUGAUGCCUCACUGUAGCAUGAGACAGGGGAGAUGGAGGAGGACAUGGUUCAUCUACCUGGUUAACUAAAGGAAUGUUCUGGGUUCAAAACAGGUUUAGCUUGAAAGUAUCUGAAAUAUACUGUCGAUUAGCACAGAUUAUAAUUUUGAUGUGUCCCUUAAAACAAGCAAAAAAUAGUGUUUACAGUGAUUCUCUUGCAUUGGACAUUUAAGGGGCAAGGCAUGUAUUUUUAUUAAAGUGGUUUUAUUAAUUAAUCUGUACAAAAAUCUCUCAUUUAACCUGGAAUUUAUUAAGAUUUUUAGUGUUUUUGAAAGAAAUUGAUUAAACUCACCAAGACUUCAUUUAUUUGAUCAAAUGUUAAGUAAAAUGGUAAU